AGACCAAAGUACUUUCGUAAUUCAUUUAUCCGAAAACUUUCGGACAGGAGACGUUGUGUUCUAUGUCUCCUGUUUCGGACUAACAAGGAUCACAUUAUCGGCACCCUGUAUGAUUCGAUGUCAGACCACUUUUUUUUUUUGUGAGGUUGGUCAGGUCGAGGUGCUUGUUCUUGUUGUUGGUCCCUUUUUGUUUUGGCUGGCUUUGGCUUUAUUUGUUUGUUAUUGGUCUAGGAGUUUCGUCGUCGGCAUUGUGUUGGUUAAUUUUGUGGAUUGUUCUCGAAUGUGAGAAGUAGCAGCUUCAGGUUUACUCCAACAAUUUUUAUUGUUGACAAUUAGAGCUAGUGGUGAAAAUGACACUAGAUAUAACCAGCGUAAUAGAUACGAAUCACAACAGUAUCAUAUUUGGAAGCCUGCCGGAUUUGUACAACAAUGAAGUAUAUUGUGAUGCAAUAUUUUACUGCAAAGAGGGAAAGACAGUGAAAUCUCAUAGAUUACUUUUAAGUUCUGUUAGUCCAUUCCUCCAUAUGUUAUUCCAUCAACAGAGAUACCGUGAAGUCAUAGAAAUUUCUCUACCUGAUUUCAAUGUUGAAGAUGUGGACAACCUCCUUAGAUUUGUCUAUGAAGGUGUUAUUAGGCUUCAGCAAGAAGAAUUAGCUAUUUUUACAGAGAUUAGGAAAACCCUAGAAAUCAAUAUAGCCGUAAUUCUUCAAACUGAUAAUGCUGAACAUAUUCUAGAAAAUGUAAUGAUAAGAAGGAGAGACCUUGUUAACAAGGGAAGUGAGAAUGUUAUAGAAAACAUCAUAAUGAAGAGGACACUCAGUGAGCAAGGUACAAAAAAUGCAGUGAACAUUCUAGAAGAUAUCACCAGGAAAAGGAAACUAGCUGACAAUAACAAUGAAGCAACAGCAACACCCUCAAAUUUCAAAAUUCAAAAGAGGAUGAAUCCAGCUCAUGAAGAUAGGCAAAAUAUUGUUAGUUGCUUUAACAAUAUAAUUGAGAACUUCAAAGCUUCAACCCCCAAACAGAAACCCAAGACCCUUGCAGGUGCUGGUGAACCCAUUGUCUCUCAACCUGCCAAAAGUCAACUCCUUGUAUCAAUCAGCAAGUACCAAACUGCUGUUAAUUGCUAUGAGAGGAAAAGGCUGGAGAAAAAUAUGGAAGGAAUUGUUGCUAAAAUUGUGAAGCAAGAAAUAGAGAAGAUUAGGCAAGAUCAGAAAGAAAAAAAGAAGUCUAAACUUCAUCCUCCUAAACCUCCUAACCAAGUAGUGCUCAAUCCAACUUUUUUACCUAACGUAGCCCAUGUAGGGGCAUUGCCAACUGCAUCAAAACCUAGUCUAAACUCUACUAAUGCUUUGUCCAUUCAAAGCAAGCUUUCCGAAAUUCAACCACUUCUAACAAAGUCUAUAAAUAAAGAUGUCUGUAUGAAAUCGGUGGAAAUAUUGCCAGCCAUGCCUACCAUUUCCACCCAACCACCUGAACAGACUCUGAAUGAAAAUUCGAGAAGUAGUACCCAAGAUGUAUGUAGUCACGCCUCAAACUUUUCGAGUGUUACUGAAGAAGUACUGAUUCCUCCUUUUACACCAGCUGGUGCAGGAACACCCAAGACAAUAUCUCCCAACAAAGUUGUUAAUAAUAUUCAAGGGAAGUCGUCAAUUUCUACCAAGCCUGCGGAACAAGCUCCUAAAGGAAAGGCAGGUAUUUCUACCAAAGGUAUCGUAAGUUAUCCCUCUACAGAAAGUUUGAAUGUUACUGAAGAGGUAUCAAAUCUCCCUCGUUUUACUGCUCUGUCUGUUGUAAAAACAUUAUCCUCUCCCUCUCAGUCCGUUCAGCCUAAAACUCAAACUCCCAUCCGCUCUUUGGGCCAACAAUGUGAUCAACCCAAAGGAAAACUUUCAUCUAAAUUACAUACACCCCCUUCUAGUUCUCAAAGCAACCUGGUGAAAGGUGGGAAAGGCUACAAUCUCUUUGACAGUCCCGUAGUUGAAGUGCUUUCACCGUCCCCACGAAGCCCUGUGAUUAAUGCAUUGUGCCCCAUUGGGAGUGGAGUGAAAACUCUCCCAAGUAAAGUAAAAAAGACUUAUAUCCGCAAAGGAAAAUAGUUAAUGUCACGUAUUUAAAUUUCUUGUAUCACUGUUGACCUGAUAGUACUAAAUGACUAAAUGAAGACUAGAAAGCACUGUUUAAGUAUUGUAAGUUGUGAAAAGUGCUCGUAUUAUUUUACUCUCUUAAGUUCAGUAAGCUCUUCACUAGUUCUUUCUUCCAUGUUAAUUACAUUGAUAAGUUUAAUGUGAAAAUUUUUACGUGUGAGAUGACUUGCUCUGUGCGGUUGCAGUAUUCAUAUUAUUGUGAUCAAUAUACCGUACCCUUUUUUUUUCUAAUUAAAAAAAUGCGAAACAACA
This is a messenger RNA of Frankliniella occidentalis (western flower thrips), 2399 nucleotides long. RefSeq lists its product as uncharacterized. Gene Ontology annotation, molecular function: protein binding. The transcript has 4 exons. Bases 351 to 2099 code for a protein of 582 amino acids. The record is from RefSeq and is a predicted model, not a curated record. NCBI's taxonomy places the organism in Eukaryota, Metazoa, Arthropoda, Insecta, Thysanoptera, Thripidae.